Nicotiana tabacum (common tobacco) is the source of this 521-nucleotide messenger RNA. The record is from RefSeq and is a predicted model, not a curated record. NCBI's taxonomy places the organism in Eukaryota, Viridiplantae, Streptophyta, Magnoliopsida, Solanales, Solanaceae.
GUCGACAAACACAAUCGUAGGCCUGAAUCUGAAAACCUUUGGUUAUCUCUGGAAAAAAAGAUGGCAUCGCCGUCCCGCGGGGAAGUCCUUACCCUUUUCCGUUCGCUUCUGAAGACGGCGCGUCAGUUCCCCGAUUACAACAUCCGGGAAUACACUAAGCGCCGGACAAUCGAUGGAUUUCGGCAGAACAAAGACCUCUCGGAUCCCUCAAAGGUCGCAGCUGCUUUCUCCGAAGGUAGGGCCCAGCUCGAGGUCGCCAAGAGACAGGCCGUAGUUUACUCCCUCUACGCCCCCAAGGUCAAGAGCGUUAUGGAAUUGAACUAGUAAUUUGAUUUUCGUCAUUUUAAUCCCUUUUGAUUAAACAAUAGAAUAAUUUUAUGAACGUUCAAGAGUUCAGCAGUGUUCGAUGUGAAUACCUUGAAUUAUGAAUGGUAAGCCCUAGGGUUUUGUAUUUUUAUAGCAUCUAAUAUCCAAUGUGAUGAAAGGCACUGCCUUAUAUUAUCAUUGUUCUUUUGUUGAUA